AUGGGCAAUUCUACUCCUUCCCUCGCGUUUUCUUCCAUUUUCAUCCUCCUCACGUCGCUCAUCUCUACAGGCACAGAAGCGAUCGGUGUCUGCUAUGGAGAUCGUGGCGACAACUUAACAAAUAUUCGAGACGUAAUUAAGCUUUACAAAAGCAAUCACAUUGGCAAAAUAAGGAUUUACUCACCAAAUGAGGCCGCUUUAGACGCCCUGAAAGGCUCAAACAUACAUGUCAUGUUGGACAUUCCUAGUGACCAGCUUCAAUAUCUUGCUUCUUCUUUCGCUGCAAAAACUUGGGUCCAAACGUAUAUCCAAUCCCGAGUUCAAGACGUCAAGUUUCGAUGCAUUGCUGUCGGGAACGAGGUGUUCUCGACCGACCCAAAAAAUGCUCCGUUCGUCCUUCCCGCCAUGCAGAGCAUUUACAAUGCACUUGUAGAGGCUAAUUUGCAUGAAAAGAUAAAGGUUUCCACAGCCAUAGACACAGGACUAUUGGAUCAAGCUAGGUCAUUUCCUCCUCAAGCAGGCUCAUUCAAUGUGGCUGCAUACCAAUUUAUAAACCCAAUUGUUAGCUUUCUAGCUCAAAUUCACUCCCCACUUCUAGCCAAUGUGUAUCCCUAUUUUGCCUAUGCUAAUGACCCCAAUGUCCAACUUCCCUAUGCUUUAUUCAAUUCACCACCGGACGGUUUCGUGAGGGACGGUAGUCUCGUGUAUGAUAACCUUUUCGAUGCGAUGGUCGAUACGCUCUACGCUGCUCUCGAGAGGUCAGGUGGAAGAGACGUGUCGAUUGUGAUAUCAGAGACUGGUUGGCCAUCGGCCGGUGGUAAAGGUGCGACGAUUGAGAAUGCAGGCACCUAUUACAACAAUCUUCUCAAUCAUGUGAAGAGUAGGAAAGGGACACCAAAAAGGCCGGGAAAAGACAUCCAUGUUUACCUCUUUGCCAUGUUCGAUGAAAAUUUGAAGGGUCCUCAAGAAGUCGAGAAGCAUUUUGGGUUGUUCACGCCGAGCAAACAACCCAAGUACCAACUCGACUUCAAAUGAUAUCGAUCUAAGCUAACCCUUAUGGCCUAAUAUGAAUAAAGAGGCCUCUUGGUGGUAGCCCUAACACGUUUAGUUGCUACUUAUCGUUUACAUUUUAAUGUUUGAGAGUAUUGUGUAGUUGACAUACUACGAGAAGAAUGUUAUGUUCAAGAAAUAGUAUGAACGCCUCGUCGC
Molecule: messenger RNA, 1209 nt
Organism: Cucurbita pepo subsp. pepo (vegetable marrow)
Lineage: Eukaryota; Viridiplantae; Streptophyta; Magnoliopsida; Cucurbitales; Cucurbitaceae
Product: glucan endo-1,3-beta-glucosidase-like
Biological process (GO): carbohydrate metabolic process
Molecular function (GO): hydrolase activity, hydrolyzing O-glycosyl compounds
Source: RefSeq, a predicted model, not a curated record